Molecule: messenger RNA, 661 nt
Organism: Aspergillus ruber CBS 135680
Lineage: Eukaryota; Fungi; Ascomycota; Eurotiomycetes; Eurotiales; Aspergillaceae
Exons: 2
Coding region: 207-566 (119 amino acids)
Source: RefSeq, a predicted model, not a curated record
AUACUCUGUCCUCGUGCAUUGCAUUUUGCGUGCUUUUGAUAGAUCUCCGGCGGAUCGACCGCUCUUUGUUAUCGUUAUUUCUAGAGUCCAGACCCCCCGCAUCUCCAUACACACAAAGUCAUGGUAUCAGCACUAUUUCCGGAAUCACGAUAUAAUACAGAGUGAAUGGAGAAGUAAGCUAUAAUCCGCAAAAGAGAAAGAAUGUAAUGGUAUAUAUGUUUAGCAUAGAAUCCCAUCGAAGCUGUUGGCGCCCAAUCUCUCAGGCAUCAACUAAUUCCCCCGGCUUCAGUCGCGACGAUUCGAUUCAUCGCUUCACCAUUUGUCGGUCUGCCAGCGUCUUUUUUUCUGCCAUUUUCUUUUUCUUGUCUCGUUAUUUUCUUUUCUUUUGCUCCCUUUGUUCUCCCGAGACCCAAGUACCCCCCACAGUCCGACUCUGCAUCUCUGAUCAGAGAUGCAAUGUGAUCGUUCCUGGCCCGCAACCUGUCCCUUUGGCGUCUGUACUUCACCCCUCCUGGACCACCCUCCAUUGUCUUGCUGAAACUCGACCCUCUUCUCCUUUUUCUUAGCGGUUGAUUCGCCAAAUUGCCUGCGCCCCCGGAUCAAGACCACUCCAUCACCGCCUGGUGUCUCCUCCCCCUCAUUCCCUUGCUGCUGCUGGCUG